This is a messenger RNA of Priapulus caudatus, 1457 nucleotides long. RefSeq names its product cadherin-like and PC-esterase domain-containing protein 1. The record is from RefSeq and is a predicted model, not a curated record. The transcript is spliced from 6 exons. Lineage: Eukaryota; Metazoa; Priapulida; Priapulimorpha; Priapulimorphida; Priapulidae. The coding region runs from base 241 to 918 and encodes 225 amino acids.
UGUUCCUUGGUUUUUGAUCCAUCACGGGAAUGCGGGCUACAUCCGCUAGGUGCUGCCACCAGUUUAUCAGCUCUCAGCAUUGCCAGGAGAACGCUUCCACAGUGCAUCACCGGAAAUGAGUUGGGUCGUUGGGUGAUUCCAUGCUCGUCCUGCACCGACAAAAAGAAAUGUUCGUGGAAGGACGCGCAGUGGCAACCUGUAAACUGUCGGAGCAGUUCUCUCUCAGACGUAGCCGUUAGAAUGUGCUUGGCAGGGAGGAAGGUGCUCGUAUUUGGCGACUCCACUAUGGGAGGAGUCGCCCGUUAUAUUCAGGAGCGGCUGAUCAGAACCCGGACGAAAUUCACCACGGACCCUGAAGUUAUCGUGCAGGGCUACAUCGACCAUCAUUGGACGCUAGAUGACGCUGGCAGUCCGCACGAGCUCGAAAAGGCACAGAACGCAUUUGACACGCUUCUAAGAAGGGCCGGAAAGCUUGAGAAUGGAGAUAAAACCGUUUUACUGUUCGGCGCAUCCUAUUGGUUGACCCCGCAACAUAUUCCGUGGCUGUUGGAAAAUUUAAAAAAAAAUCGGCUCGACAAAAUCGCGAUACAAAUCAAAUCGAUCAACGUCGCGCUCCAUCUACCGGCCAAAGAACUGAAUAAAGUACUCGAGCCCCGCGCGAUCCUAGAGCGUGCACAGGAGACGGCGGAGAUGGCAGAACAGCACGGCGUCGCCGUUACAGAUGCCUUUAACAUGACGGCGGCAAGAUAUCGCGAGUUCCGAGCAGGAGGAUUCUGCGCUUGUCACUUUGAUAUUGUGAAGAAGAAGAAGAAAGAUGUUGUUAGCGACUCUGAUCCGAGGCAGAUCGGAGACACCGGAAUAAAUACCGUGUUUACAGACAUGAUUAUCAGUUCUCUCUGCCGGAGACUGUUGAUGUAAUGAAGCACGUCUCAUCAACGUCUCAUGCGCAAAUUAAAAAUAAUUCAUAAAUAUGGACGACGCAAAGUGGCGCCUUCUACAGUAGUAUGUGUCGAUAUGUGCACGGCAGAUGCAGAAAUUUAAGUGCGGUUCAAAUGUAUACGAAGUGAUUUGCAAUUGGUUUGGUAUGGGCUAAUCAUGUUUUCACUGUCCUGUGUUUGAUUGGUUAGCUAUAUAAAAGUGUGACUGUGAUGUUGAUUAUUUCGUGUGAUUCUUGUAGUCACUGCACACAAUUAGGAGAGACACGAAGACUGUGUGGUACGAUAGAAAAAUGUCUAGACGUGGUUUACAGGAAACGUGCUUUAUUACACUCUAGCCAGUACAGUGUUAUAAUGCCCCUUACGUGUCCUUGCCCCUCCCCCUUUUACAUUGGCGUUUUCAAUCCUUGGCCAACAUGUAGAGGCAUCUAUACCUCUAGACAAGUGAGAGGUUUCGUGUCCCGUGACUCCCGAUGAACAACUAUCGUUUCGUUAAUAUCUUAUGAUACUUAAUAUGUUAUG